GAGGUGUAUGUCCGAUCAGUCAGAUGUUACAACAUACGUAGUCAGGUUAUACAUUCAGUGUAUAAUCCUUGACCGUACAAAUGAUUGGAUGAAGCUGCACGUGUGUGGAUAAGCGAACAUCAGGUGAUACACUGCUACACACCCAGUGCUUAAACAAACCUUAAACAAUAAGGUCAUGUCACCGGUUGUUGACUUAUUACCUUGUCAUGUAUCUAUAAAAGAAGAAAAGCUGUCAAGCACAUUGUAGUCUCUCUAUUAUUGAUCAGGAAACCAAACAGUAUACGAUGAGGACACAAGAAUUAGCAGCUGUCACAAGCCUGUUGGUUUGUCUGUUCGUCUGUCCGGUAUGGUCAAGCCUUGCAGAGGGCGAUGUCAGUGGCGAUCACCUAGAGCACUGGAACCUUUACCCUUUGCCAGGGAAGAUCACUGUGGACCCCAGUCCUGUUCAAGCUCUUCACUUAGCCUUGUAUGGAGGCAGCACCAUUCGCCUGACCUGGCUUAACCCUGUCCAGUUUCAGGCAGGUAACUUUACCUUCAAACCCAGCUGUAGAUAUGGUACCUCAGCCACGAGCCUGGUUCAUUAUACCCCAGGUUUUUCUUACUCCUAUGAAGCUGGGAUGUUCCGUUGGACCCUGAACACGGCUGUGCUUGACUUGAACUUGUUACCCAGCCUGUACAGCACAGUGUAUUAUAUGUGUGGCGACCCUGGGUAUGGCUGGAGCAUUGUCUAUCACUUCACACACCAGCCCCCUACGGUGGUCAACUCUCAGCUCUCCGAGGUACUGGCAGACAGACUUCACACCACUCAUGACACUCUCCAACGCCAGGGACAGAACCAUGGUGUUGUUCUGAUGAAUCAGGGAUCAGAGGGUGUAUCCGUCAUGGCCAGUCAACCCAAAAUGAUUGUGUUGAUAGCAGAUAUGGGAGUGACCCACUCAGAAGACACCAUGGAAGGUAUACAGCACUAUGUGGCCAGCAACACAGCACAGGUGAUUUUCCACGCAGGAGACAUCAGCUAUGCGGACAACUUCAGCAAAAAGAAGCACAAUAACUCGUACAUUUGGGUGGAGUACAUGAAUGAGCUGCGCUACAUCAGUCCCUGGCUUCCCUACAUGACCUGCCCGGGUAACCAUGAAGCUCAGUUUGACUUCGCCGCCUACCUCAACUGGUUGCCCAUGCCUGGGCGGCAAAACGCCACCUCUAACUUUUACUACUCAUUCGACUAUAUGGGCGUCCACUUCUUGUCCUUCUCUACAGAACACCCGUUUGACCAGCAGAGUGACCAGUUCCGCUUUAUUGAGCAAGAUCUUAUUGCGGCCAACAAGAACCGAGCAAAGGUUCCCUGGGUGAUGGUAUUUGGGCACCGUCCUCUCUACUGCACAUCAGUCAUUGCUCACGAACGCUGCACGAAAGAAGCAGUCUUGUACCGCUCUUACCUGGAGGAUUUGUUCUACCAACAAAAAGUUGACGUUUACCUGUGCGGUCAUAACCAUAACUAUGAGCGGACAUACCCUGUGUACAGAGAAAACGCCACUGAGAAAGACUUCCAUAAUCCUCAGGCACCUAUCUACAUAGUGGACGGAGCUGCAGGUAACCCCGAACCCAAUGACCCCAGCUAUAAACAUGAUGUGGACUGGAGAGCGUACGUGUAUGCUAGUAUAGACAACGGUUUUCUGCUGGCUGAACCCACUCAGAAUGCGCUGCGCUUCCAGUAUGUGCGCAGUAAGGAUCGCAAAGUCAUUGAUACAUUCACCAUUACCCGUAGCUGACGCGAAUUCAAACAGUAGGGCACUGUAAUCACGGUAAUCAUGGUAUUAUUGUCCAGGAGGUUGGAGGAUCAUCGGACUGUAAAAAGUGGUACGGUUUUACACUACCUGUUUACUGUUUUACAUCACCUGUUUACUGUUUUACACCACCUAUGUACUAUUUUAAACUACUGGUGUAUUGGUUUACACUACUAGUGUAUUGUUUUAUAUUACAGGUGUACUAUUUUACACUACCUGUGUACUAUUUUACACAGAGUGCUAAUGGAGUAGCUGGGAAUGGUACAAAUAUUUUGAAUGCUGUUCUCCUUGUAUAGAGAUGAAUACUAACACACAUACAUACAUGUAUUACAAGAAAUUGUCCUUAUAAUGCCUUUUAUAUAUUCCAAACCUUCUCGAAUGAAGUGUCAUUUCCUUUGGUGUGUGGCUGGGUACUUCAUUGGCAAAUCAGACAAGAUUGGAGAAAUAACCUUUACUGAUGCUUGAUAUUAUAUGCAUUCAAGUAUGUAUACAGCCAUGCCUUGUGAUCAUGGACGGCACAUCCAGGCUGAGGCUUGCUGUCCUAUUGGUGCAUUAACGUGAAUGUUUCAUUUGUACAAAAUCAUUCAUUUAAAUAUACGAUAUAUGCCAUUCACAACAAAAGUGUCUUUUUCAGAGAAGACAUGUCCACUCACGUAUAGGCAGUGAAAGAGUUUGUAUUAAAUAUGAUGAAUUUAUGUGAAAGAUAAUCAUAUAUUCUGUGGUGUUUCUAACUUAACAUUUUACAAGUGUUAGUGAUGUAAGUUCUCAUGCCAUCUCAUGCCAUCUGAAGAGACUGAUGAAGAUAACAAGCUCCACAAAGUACAUGAUAACACACGUCAAUGCACUUAUGUGGCAUUUAAAUAAUCAAACAAGUUUUCAGGUGAGGAAGUGAAUGUGAAUUUGGAUUAUCUUGAAUCGGGCGUGUAGCUAAAUGUCAUGUCUUUACAGUCUAGUCCAACGUAACUGAGCCAAAAAUGCUGUAGCCAAAUCGGGUUUAUAGCAUUGUACCUUACCUAUUGACACUGUAAUUAUCAUAUGCAUGAAAGGUCGGCAUUUCAUGAGUAAAAUGUACAUGUGUAUGUAUUACAUGUGUUUAUGAAUCAGCCAGAAUCUCCAACCUCAUUUCUAACCGGUAUUUUAAUUGUACAUAACACUGAUUAUAGUCUUAUCCUCUCAUGGCGUGAUUGUUUUAUCCAGCACUCUGUGAUCAUGGUGAUAACCCAGAAAUCAUAUGCUCCCAAUAUAUUUGCAAUGAAGAACAUUUCAAUUUUACAUAGUUCUAUAUUUUUGUGUUAGAUUAUGAAUACAUGUGUGUAAUAAUAAAAAUCUGUGUAUGCAAAGUUGUUGUUACAACAAAUUACAUGUACUCAUAUCAUAAAUCAACAGGACAUGACCUUGGACAGAUGCCAAGGUCAGAACUUGUCCUGUUUAUGUUGUAUGGUCAUCUUGAUGUUCUGCUGACCAUGCUGACAGUGUUACCCAGUUAUGAUAAUUAAUGACUGACCAUGUACAUGCAAGACUGAUACAUUCACGUUAUUACCUGAUUGCUUUUUGAUUGUUUGCCUAUUUUUUGUUUAGCUCAUGUACUCUACAUGUACAUCGUACAUCAUUGGUGUACGUGUAUAACAGUGAUAACAGUUUCACUGUCACCAUGGUCUGCAACUUGCGAGUGGUUGUGCAUUUCCCCUGGGCUCUGCCCGGUUUCCUCCCACGGUAAUGCAGUGUCAGUUAAAGUGCUGUUAUACUCCUGUAUGUGUACGUCAAAUUUAGAGAAUGUCAGAUAAAUAUCUGAAAAAAAGCUGGACUUUUUGUUCCAAAGAACUUCAAGUGUGUUUAUAAAUAAUUUUGUUUACCUUUGCAUUUAAUUGUCUAAGAGUUUAUGGCUUUUGAGUUUUGUUGUUCGUCAAUGUCCUACUCUCAUCAUGGGGUAUAGGCCUGCUUGCUAGGUAUAUGCCUGGAAUGAAAGAACAGGAACAUUAUAUUUCCAGUUAUCUGAAGUGUGUGUGGGAGGGUGGAGAAGACUGUUCCAGAUCUUUCCUACAUCAGGAUGUAUUUUAUUGAAUUGAAACUUGUUGUGUAUUUCUUUAUGACGAAGCAUUACCGAUCAAGGUUGAGUUUCAGGCUGUGUCGUUUAAUUUUGACAAAAUUAUUGGCAUUUUCAUUUUUCAGUGAACUUUGACAUAUCUAAUAUUCUGUUGGCUCAAACUGUUAGGGAACACACACUGCAAAAGCAUUACAUGUACAGUUGUAGAAACAUUGUCAACAAUCAAGGAUCUUGAAGCCUGCUUCAUUUUAAUAGAUUUAGCCAACUGACUACUUUCAUUGCAUUUUGGGAGGAUGUGAACCUUGGUUUGGUUAUUCCAUUAGAGCAGACAGGAAUUAAGUUUGGUAUCGUUCUGUGUUGCCAGUAUAUUAACCCAUCUAACAGAUGUGCUGGCUUCAUGUAGCUGUCAGAUACGUUUCACUGCUGCCUAUAAACCCAUCAAUCCUCACAGAUGAAUGAAAUGAGCGGAAUUCCUCUAAAAUCUCAACAACACAAACUACAUGUGCAUAUAUAGUUGUACAAAAUACUUAUGAAUGUGAUCUGAGCCUCUUCUGAGUGCAAAUGAAUGAAUGGGUGAUAUUGGUUCCGAUUAAACACUACAUGUACAUGGGUAGUAUUUCAGCUAUAUCGUGGUGAUCUUACGUGCAAGUCACAUCGUCUGCGAAAACCUGCACAUGCGUCGCUCCUUACAUUCGCUUUACAUCGCUGCCACCACCAGUAAUUUUUGUACAGAAAUCUUGAACAACGCCAAAGU
This is a messenger RNA of Liolophura sinensis, 4582 nucleotides long. RefSeq names its product acid phosphatase type 7-like. The coding region runs from base 285 to 1769 and encodes 494 amino acids. Lineage: Eukaryota; Metazoa; Mollusca; Polyplacophora; Chitonida; Chitonidae. The record is from RefSeq and is a predicted model, not a curated record. The transcript has 3 exons. Gene Ontology annotation, molecular function: hydrolase activity.